Messenger RNA from Parnassius apollo (apollo), 444 nucleotides. NCBI's taxonomy places the organism in Eukaryota, Metazoa, Arthropoda, Insecta, Lepidoptera, Papilionidae. The record is from the annotation of a GenBank genome assembly.
AUGGUCGGAACCAAUAAUACCGAUCCCAUUUGGCUACGUUCGUUCACUGAGAAUUCCUAUGAUCAAUUUCCACAUCCAGAAAAGAAUCCUGACUGUUUCAAGGCUUGGUUUCAUAUAGCUGGUGGGAAGUUAGAUAGUCUUGCUGAUUAUGAACUGUAUAUGAAGAAGGUCAUCUGUGAUAUCCAUUUUACAGACAGGGAUAGAAACUGUAAUAACCUGUUGAAUUUUCUAGCUGUGCCAUCGCUUCAUCUUCCUGGCAAGUCUGAUGAAAUUGUUACUUCAGAGAAAGUUUUACUUGUACCUGAACCUGUGAAUGAAGAAAGCAGCCUUGCUACAUUAACACUAACAGAUAACUCUGCCAGGAUUAAUUCAGAACACAAUUAUUGCCGACUGCAGAAGAAGGCAAUACAUAAAAACAAUAGGAAGUUUUUUUUAGACAUAUAG